AUGAAAAAGAAGAAAUCUGUAAACCAAUGCUUGUCAGUUGAGGAACUGAAAUGGAGUGAAAAUUUCUUAUACCAAACAGCCCAGUUACAGGAUUACAAGAAAGAAAUGACUGCAUUAAGUAGAGACGCUAAUAUUACUCUUUCUAAAAUUAGCCCUUUGCGAAAACUUUCACCAUUCACAGAUGCACAGAAUGUUUUAAGAUUAAAAGGUAGAUUAGAUAAAGCCGUAUGCAUCGAUGAUUCAACCAAAUUCCCAAUUAUACUAUCAAGGAAAAACUACAUAACUAAGUUGAUCGUAGACUGGUAUCAUCGAAAAUGGAAACAUCUAAAUCAUGAAACGGUGGUUAACGAAAUCUUUCAGAAAUACCACAUUCCGGGACUGCGUAGACUGUUAAAGCAGGUAAGAAAUAAUUGCCAACAUUGCAAGGUUCGCGAUGCGAGUCCAAAGCCGCCGGAGAUGAGUGUGUUACCAGAAGCACGACUAUCAGCAUACUCCCGACCAUUCUCACAUGUUGGAAUAGAUUAUUUUGGCCCGUAUACUGUAACAGUAGGAAGACGCUCAGAGAAGCGCUAUGGCGUCGUUUUUACAUGCCUUACGUAUCGAGCAGUGCAUUUGGAGAUAGCUUAUAGCCUGUCAGCCAGCUCGUGUUGUAUAGUGAUACGAAAUUUCAUAGCCCGAAGAGGAGUGCCGAAUGUCAUCUAUAGUGACAAUGGAACCAACUUAACAGCAGCUGAAAAGGAGUUACGAGAAGCAAUAAAGAACGUGAACUUCAAUGAAUUGCAAUCUGAAUUUACAAGUCCGGAAACACAAUGGGUUUUUCUUCCACCAGCUGCGCCGCACAUGGGUGGAGCGUGGGAGCGGAUGGUGCGAUCCAUAAAAACAGUGUUAGGAGCAAUAAUAAGCCCGCAAGCAAAAAUUAAUGAUGAAAAGAUGCAUAACCUGUUCUGCGAGGUAGAAUCAAUCAUAAAUAGCAGACCGCUCACUUAUUUGUCGAUUGAAACAGCAAGCGAAGAAGCGUUAACUCCGAAUCAUUUCUUGUUGGGGUCAUCUUCCGGGAACAAGCCGCCGGGGAAGUUCGAUACUAACGACGAGCACGUGAAAUCCUCCUGGAGGCAUUCGCAAUACCUUGCCGAUCGGUUCUGGAAAAAAUGGAUACAAGAGGUGCUUCCAACGAUGACAAGACGGACGAAAUGGUUUGGUAAGAUAAAACCCCUCGAAGCAGGUGAUGUCGUCAUUAUUGUUGACCCAAAUUCUCCUCGCUACACAUGGCCGAAAGGAAUUGUAAUUAGUGCCAUUAAAGCAAGGGACGGGCAGACCAGGAGCGCCAUAGUGCAGACUACUCGAGGGCAAUAUCAUAGACCUGCUGCAAAAUUAGCCGUAUUAGAUGUUCGUGGAGCGGCAGUUUAG
Messenger RNA from Teleopsis dalmanni, 1407 nucleotides. RefSeq lists its product as uncharacterized. Lineage: Eukaryota; Metazoa; Arthropoda; Insecta; Diptera; Diopsidae. The transcript has a single exon. Gene Ontology annotation, molecular function: nucleic acid binding. The record is from RefSeq and is a predicted model, not a curated record. Bases 1 to 1407 code for a protein of 468 amino acids. Gene Ontology annotation, biological process: DNA integration.